GCGGCCGUGCCCAUCAGAGUGACUCGAACAGCGACCCGCGUGUGAUUCUAAACAGCAUAAUAUUACACGUAGAGAUCCACAGCAAUAAUUCGGACGUCUAUAUCGACCGUGUGUGUGUCUUGUCUGCGCGAGUGUUGCGCGUGAACGCGAUUGGAGCAGUGCCGCCGCGAAAACGCCACUAGAAGAAGAUACGAAACGUUACGAUGUCGGCCAAAACGAUGUUUUACGCGUUUGCCGUCUUUGCAUUGGCCGCGGUCUGGUCAGCCGCCGCUCUGCCACUGGUCGUCGACGAAGUCACGUCGCCGGCAAAUCUGAAAGAAAACCUUGACAUUGAAGCCUCGUCGGCGGAAGUUCAGAAGAAGCAUGAGCCUGAACAGCAGACGCAGGGAACGGACGCGUCAGUUCUGGAAACGGACGGAAUCGAAUCGUCUCCGAAUGUGCAGCAAUCCAGUCAAACAGAAGAAGUUACAGUUGGAUCAGAAAUUCCAGUGAUUGGAACCGACUCGAGCUUACCUGAAGUUUCUAACGUCAAGUCUGAUUCCGACGUUUCGACGAUAACCACUGCUGAACAAACGGAAGGCAUCACAGGAACAAACUCGCCUAACCCCGUUGCCGAAACCAACUCUCCCAGCUCCGUCGCCGGAACGGUACCUUCCAGUGCUGACACCAAACCUAGCCCAUUAGUCCCUGUUCGCGGUCAACCACCCAAACCGUACUACACGGGUGGCGUGCAGACUGUGAAAAUAGGACCUAGCAUUCCGUUCUUUUUGGAACUGAUACAGCCUUUCCAGCCUUUCCAGUCUUUCCAACCCUUCCAACCAUUUAAUCCUUACAGUUCCAACAAUGAUAAACCGUUCAGACACCAACCGAUACCAUUCGGUGCUCCCAUCGAUCCUUUCGCAAACCCCAUGAAUACCCAACCGUUUAACCAGAUGGUUGAAGCAUACACCAAUGAGUUUAGAACGCCUCAAGUCGUAAUUUUAAAACCGAAAAGAAACGUCCGACUUAAUACAACCGCAAUGCCACCCAUUCCGUUGCUAAUGAACAUCAUGCUUAACGCUUUUCGGCAUCAUGAGCCGUCAGAUAUGCUGGCAUCUUUUGACAAAAUGGGCAUGCCACCAAUGGAGAACUUUGGUGACGCUCAAGAAGGAUCAGAUAAGCCCGUGACGAAGACUACGUCCAAGACUGAGAUCAUUGACGGACACAGAGUUCAAAUAAACGAAACGACGGUCACCAACGGAGACGGAAAUCACAAGAGUUUCUACCAUUUCAAAGAAAUUCAGGUGCUGCCCGAAGGGAUGAACAAAAAAAUUUCAAAUGAAAAACUGAUAUCGAUAUCUAAUGAUGAUUCGGAGACAGAGAAAGUUGAAACGAACGAAAUCAAACCCAACCCGUCCGAUACAAUGGAAGCUAACGUUAACGACGACCGGAAGAACUUUAUUAAAAAGGCAUCCGGGCCCGUUUCACUGGACGAUCACUUCCAGACCGCUGCGGCUAGUUACUACGCGCCAUACGCUCCAUUGUACGGGCAGCGUCAACCGCCGGCCGGCCUUUUGCAGCAGAAACAGUACCACGGAUCGUAUCCGAUACCGAACCAAGCGUUUUACCCGGGACCCAAUCAAGGCUUUUACCCGGCUCCAAACCAAGGAUUUUACCCGGCCCAGAAUCAAGGAUUUUACCCAGCUCAUAAUCAAGGAUUUUAUCCGGCUCAGAAUCAAGGAUUUUACCCGGCUCAGAAUCAAGGAUCUCAUCCGGCCCAGAAUCAAGGAUUUUACCCGGCUCAGAAUCAAGGAUCUCAUCCGCCUCAUGCACGACCAGACCACGGAUCUCGUCCGUCCCAUCCACGCCCAGACCAAGUAACUCGUCCGACUCAAGCACCCAUCAGCUUGCACGGCGAUACUCUGGUCAACGAAAUCGCCGCUGCUCAACAACAAUCGUCCGGUGGUGUGGUGUUACCGCCCGACGUGGAGUUCGUGGACGUGAACGGAAAGCCGCAACCCAGCGGCCAGUACCAUCACUACAACAGCAACAAAAUCAUCAACGACAACGGUCGUCGCGGUCAUGACAAUUUUCCUGGUCGUAAGUACUGACUACGAACGCGUCCAAUCUGAACCACGGUCGACGUGUUACGACUAGGUACUUACUUAAUGAGUUAGGAUGCCUAAAAUAUUAAUUUAUUUUAUCGAAUUGUGCAUACGUACUAUAUACAUUAGUCUACAACGGCCCACUGUAUCAAACCGUUUUAUCGUUAAUACAUUUAAAAUAUUUUACACGGUACCUAUAUUGCAUAAUAUUACGUGUAGACCUCCUCGUCAUAUGAUAUGUAUUACCUAAGGAAAUGCGAAGUCGUCGUCAUUCUGCUUCGAUUAAUAUCAUCAGUUAUUAUUUAUUAAGAAUAUUGUUUUUGAUUUUUUUUUUUUGUAUAUAUUUUUAUACAUACACACACAUAAAUAUAUAUAUAUAUAAUAUAUCCUUUAUUAUGAGUACUUAUAAAAUAUAAAUAUUACCAUGUUUUUUACGUGUCCACCGGCUAUAGAAACGCUCCGUCUAGCGUUGUUGCGGUUGUGCGCUCUCUGUCUCUUAUUUAUAAUAUUAUCUGUGUACUGGCAGCUUAUUAUACCUACAACACAUAAAUAAUUAAUAAUCUCAUCGCUCUCGCAAUACUCACAUUUAAUUCAUGAAUAUAUUAUUUUCACGUGUAAACAGAAAUUUGUUCCUCGUGGAAUUUCAAAAGACGAUAAUAUACCUAUAAAUAUUAUAAUAUUAAAAAAAAAUAAUUUUAGAUUAUAUUGUUCUCAAUAUAGACGCCAUUUACUGCUAGACGUUUCAACAAGUAUAAUAUUGUUAUGUUCAAACGACAUUCAGUCAAUGUUUGGCGUUAGUUUUAAUGCGUAUUAUUAAUUAUUCUAUAAUUAUUAAUAAUUGUUU
Messenger RNA from Rhopalosiphum maidis (corn leaf aphid), 2928 nucleotides. RefSeq lists its product as uncharacterized. Bases 204 to 2090 code for a protein of 628 amino acids. Lineage: Eukaryota; Metazoa; Arthropoda; Insecta; Hemiptera; Aphididae. The record is from RefSeq and is a predicted model, not a curated record. The transcript has 6 exons.